AUGGACAAUUUAAGGCCCAAUAAGAAAGAGGGAGAGGUGUCAGAGGUGCUUACCAGAGACACCAAAGAACAAAAGGGAACCGUCACUAAACCGACGGUUCCACGGACAGUACCGUCCAGCGUAGGUGCCCCCACCAAAGGGAUAACCUCGCUGAACGUUUCCAAAACCAGUUCCAAGGAGCUGGAAGAGAAAAAGAAACAAGAGCCCGCAAGUGAUAAAACUGCGGAGCCACUACGGACUGACGACCUUUUCUCUGCUGCCUGGCAAGUGGUGAGCCGUAAGGGGAAAGGCAAGGCACCCAAAAAGGUGACUUGCCGACCUGACGGACCAUCAAGAGGGUCUAUCCCUGCAGGCAGUAGUGGAAAGGCCAAAAAGAAGAACAAGAAGCAGCGGGAAAAAGGCCGUAGAGAACGAGCCGCAUUGGCUGCUUCAGAUACCAAAACCAAGGAGGCUGGGCAAGCUACUGCGACUGAGGUGCUUGGCGCUGGAACCAGUAGCCGCGCUGAAGCUGGGAAGGAUAAAAAUCCAGCCCAAGUGGAAGUCGCGGACGCGGGAACCAGCUCUAGGAUAUCCGCCAGGAAGCAGCGAGCGGCCAAGCGUCCUGGGAAGAAGGAAAGAGCAGCCAAAAGGAUGCUGGAAGAGUCCACCUCGCCUAGAGGUGAACACAAAAAAGUGCGACUCGAACAGCAACCAAAGACUGCAAGAACGAGCUACGCUUCCGCUGCUAAAGCAGAUUUGGGUGUGGCCUUAACGUGUGCGCGUUCAGGUCACAUUACGAAGGAAGUAGCAGACGACAUCCUCGUAGCAAUACAGAGGAAGAUGAUCAGCGAGGCCUGGAGUAGCCAGGACCCUGAUGCGUCGGGCCCAGUUUUUAGGGGCAAACCCGUUUAUACGGAAGGUGUCCUGAAACUGUGGUGCGACGAUCAGAAGGCUCUGGACUGGUUGAAGGGGAACAUUGCUACCCUCGACCUUAAAUCCAGCACCUUGCUGACAAUAAAGAAACAGUCAGAGAUACCACAAAGAGUCAAAUGUGGUAUCCUUAUCCCUGAUGCCCAGGGGGCCUGGAAAGACUCACGCGACAUUGGUCGCGUGUUGGCGUACCAGAACCGCUGGGUUAACAUCAGGGACUGGCUGUUACUCAAGGCAGAUAAGCAGACGGACGGGUGGUUCCUCGUUGUUUCGGUACCGGAGGAUCAUAUCCCGACCCUGAUGAAGGCCGGACGCCGUCUCGCAUGUGUAUGCGGGGCGGUAUACGUAAAAUUCCAGGGUCGUGGAGGCAAAUUCUUUGAUACUCCACCGAGCAAAGAGGUAGAAAACAACCCGGAAGUUAUGGAUACCGGAGCCAUAGUUACCGGUACAGCGGAAUCACUGGAGGCCAAGUCCAGUGAAGAAACGGCCUGCACAAUUGAGCCGAAGCCCCCAGUGGAGAUUGGGCUCAGCGGCAGCUCACUGAGUGACGAGGAGGACUGCAUUUUGCCGACCACCUCCGACUCGGUGGCUGACGAUGAAACCCGAGAUCUUCUGGCAGGCCUAUUUUUGGGCGGGGACGGGGAGGACGCGAUCAAUGAUGGCGUGCCCUUCGUCCAAAACUAG
Molecule: messenger RNA, 1593 nt
Organism: Parnassius mnemosyne (clouded apollo)
Lineage: Eukaryota; Metazoa; Arthropoda; Insecta; Lepidoptera; Papilionidae
Source: the annotation of a GenBank genome assembly